ACGGUGAUGACCUGGAUUCAGAUUGCCCAGCUGGAGGCAACAUUUAUCCUGAGCAAAUGUAGCAAUGUCUACUAUUAGCGGUCCCCCUCAUCGCAGCGUGUCGAACAUCCGCCCUCAACCAGCCGGGAAUCCAACGCCCCCUGCAGCCCCUCAUACACCUCUACGAACAAUCUCCUCGAGUUUCGGGUCCCCUUCUGCAUUACGCGCGGAAGAAGACUGCAUUGUUGUUGAAAUAGGAAGUCGAUAUCUCAGGGCAGGGUUUGCGGGACAUGCUGUGCCAAAAGCGCUGAUUGACUAUGGCCCGGAACAACAGAGGAGGGCUGGAGAUUACAGGGAAUGGGAAGUAGGUUAUGACAAAGACUGGAGGAAGAGAAUACAAGGAAACAGUUGGGGAGAUGCAUAUGAGCUAUGGAAGCUCGACUUGAGAGGUGUGGAUCUGGAUUUAGUGGGAGAAAAGAUUGAGAGGGCAAUACGAGAGGCUUUCACGAAAUAUCUCCUUAUUGAUUCUCGAGCAAGACGAAUGGCUUUGGUGAUACCCUCUGUAUUGCCUCUCCCACUCCUAUCUACAAUACUUGACAGCCUGUUCACCAAUUUUCAACCACCAACAAUAUCGCUGAUGUCAGCCCCUGUCCUCACAACUGUCGCUGCUGGUGUUCGUUCUGCUCUGGUAGUAGAUCUUGGCUGGGCGGAGACAGUUGUGAGUGGUAUAUAUGAAUAUCGGGAGGUGCAAUGCACGCGGUCCAUAAGGGGUACCAAGCUACACGGAGAAGAGAUGUUCAAGAUGCUAGCAGAGGCUAUCGAUCCUACCGCGCUGCGAGAAGAAUCCUCGGAAACAAAAGCCAAUGAUGAGAUACGACAGGUUCUUAGUUUUGAGGAGUGUGAGGACAUCAUUACUCGAAUGGCGUGGUGCAAAUCCUCGAAAAGAAUGGAACCUAAAACGACGUCCCUAGGGCUCACUCCUGUGAAAGAAGAGGACGAACUCAGAUCAAGUAUGAGGUCACUAAAUAUCAAUGAGGAAAGGGAGGCGGAUCCAAUUAUAUCAAUCCCUCUGCAUUCGACAAAUCCGCCAAGGACACUACGAAUUCCCUUUUCCAAGUUCGCAGAGCCUUGUGAAACUGCACUGUUUGCAGCUGGCAGACUGCCAGAGGACUUUGAUGAUGAAGAACUACCACUUCAUCUGUUAGUGUAUCGAGCUCUUCUACGACUUCCAGUCGAUCUUCGGUCCAUGUGUAUGUCACGGAUUAUCUUCGUUGGAGGAGGAUCAAAUAUUCUAGGCCUGAAAGAGCGUAUUAUGGAUGAAGUGAAGGCUCUUAUAGAGAAGCUAGGUUGGGAUCCAGUAAGGGGGAAGGCGGUUGAACAACUCCGCUCCAACCCGAACCUUCUGCGCCAUCGAACGAGACAAGCCAGAAGCGGCCCAACCGAAGUUCUACAGGGAAUCAGUGACCCAUUGCACCCCAGAACUGCCGCCGCAUUUACUGAACAGGAGCCUGAUCCUAUCGAAGAUCAGAUAAAGCGUGAAGCAAGCAAAGGGAGUAAACCGGUUGAGCUCGGAUUCCUUCGCGCUGUCGAAUCACUUGGAGCCUGGUCUGGUGGUAGUCUGCUUUCACACCUGAAGAUCCCUACAGUCUCAGUCAUCGACCGCGAGCAAUGGCACCAGCAUGGAAUUGCAGGCGCAUCGAAAGAGAUUGACUUGAGUGCCAACGCCAAACGGCAAAGCAUGGGCCCGGCUGCAUUCAAAUCUGGGACCGCAGAUAGAACAAGCUGGACUUUGGGUCCUUGGGGUUGAGAGAACAUUGUUGGAUGCAUUGAGGUUUUACUGCUCUCUCUAUAUUCGAGAAUAUGCAAACUUAUGGGCUGCAUACCAUAGGAUUCAUAUUGUCGAUAUGGUAUUUAUUACCUGCUCUAGAGCAGGUUUUGUGGUGACAUGUGAUAAUUAGAAGCUUCGUGAAGAGUUUAGAUACCCAG
Molecule: messenger RNA, 1965 nt
Organism: Amorphotheca resinae ATCC 22711
Lineage: Eukaryota; Fungi; Ascomycota; Leotiomycetes; Helotiales; Amorphothecaceae
Exons: 2
Coding region: 65-1786 (573 amino acids)
Biological process (GO): microtubule-based movement
Source: RefSeq, a predicted model, not a curated record